ACAGAUGUUCGCAGGAAGACCAUAUAUGAAUAUCACAAGAUUGACAUGAAGAAAAAUUCAGUUAUUGGGAACUGGACAGCUAUUGUUUUUAAGGCUCUGCCGACAUGUGUGUCACUAAAGAGCUGCGAAAAGUGCCUUUCAACCAAGAUCAGCUUUGAUUGCCAGUGGUGCAACAUAAUUGGAAGAUGUAGCAAUGGCUUGGACAGACACCGUCAGGAGUGGCUACAUAACAGCUGUGAGGUCAACAAGCAUUCAGAACUCAUGGGAGUGUGCCAACCUGCCCCCAGUUCCUUCCUCAACAGAUAACCCAUAUCAGACUGCGAGUCCCACUUCUGUCGACACCUUUGGCCACAACGCCAGGGUUGAACCUGCCAAUAGAGGCUCAGAUUCUUCCUCUGCCACUAACAACAAUGGAAGCAACAGCCCCAGCCAGCAGAAUGCCUCUGCCAACCUCCCAACUCCCACUUCCUCUCCUGUGCCUUCUAACACAGCCAGUGCCAACACCAGCACUGGUAGUCUAGAGAACAGCAAUGACACAGACACUGCCACUGGAGGCAAACACCACAAAAACUCAAAACACAACACCAUCAACACCUCCUACUCCCGCAAUGCCUUCCCGGGGUAUCCUUCUAUACCCUAUCCAGGCUCCCAUUCUGCCCUGGAUGCCUCGGACAGCAGCAAAGGGAUAGUAACGGACGGAGAGCCUGAUACAUUAGCUCACACAUCUGGGAGAGGUAGAGUUGGUAUGCAUGGAGGUUUAGUGAAAAUGCCAUACCUGUGUUGCACUUGCACUGUGCACUGUGGGUGCACGAGUCCUUGUUUCAACAAGGCCAUUCAGGCACUUCAUAAGUUACUGUUGAUAUCUUCGUAUAAUUUAUAA
Penaeus monodon (black tiger shrimp) is the source of this 880-nucleotide messenger RNA. Its product is annotated as penicillin-binding protein 1A-like. Lineage: Eukaryota; Metazoa; Arthropoda; Malacostraca; Decapoda; Penaeidae. The record is from RefSeq and is a predicted model, not a curated record. The coding region runs from base 194 to 880 and encodes 228 amino acids. The transcript is spliced from 4 exons.